CAUCCUUCCUCUCCUCCUCUUCCAGUCAGACCGCUGAGCAGCUCCCUUCGCGCCGGAGACCACGUCCUUCAGUGGCCCGCGGCUGAGACGAGGGGGUGUCAUGGCAUGCUGCUCACACGGGGCAUCCAGCACUGACCAUGGGGCUCCGCUCCAGGACCGUCGCUAGCGGCUCGGAGGAGCAGAAGCAGACGUGCGGCGCUCCGCCCGGGGACCUGGACCAAGGCACCGGGGGCGCGGACCGGGACGGCGCCCUGCUGCUGGCGGCCCCGGGCCGGGAGGACUUCAAGCGGGGCUCGCAGGGCAUCGGCAUCGGGCUGCUGGCCAAGACCCCGCUGAACUACACCGGACCGGCCAAGAGGAACAACAACCGCAGGAGGCGCAUCCAGAACCUGCUGUACGACGCGCUGGAGAGGCCGAGGGGAUGGGCGCUGCUCUACCACGCCUUCGUCUUUCUGAUCGUUCUGGGAUGUUUGAUUCUCGCCAUUCUGACGACGUUCAGGGAGCACGAGAAGGUUUCUGCUCAUUGGCUCGUCAUCCUGGAAACCUUCGCCAUCUUCAUCUUCGGGGCGGAGUUCGGGCUGCGGGUCUGGGCGGCGGGAUGCUGCUGCCGCUACAAAGGCUGGAGGGGGAGGCUCAAGUUCGCCCGCAAACCCCUGUGCAUUCUGGACAUCUUCGUGCUGAUCGCCUCGGUGCCGGUGGUGGCGGUGCGUAACCAGGGCAACGUGUUGGCCACAUCCCUGCGCAGCCUGCGCUUCCUGCAGAUCCUGCGCAUGCUGCGCAUGGACCGGAGGGGCGGGACCUGGAAGCUGCUGGGGUCCGCCAUCUACGCCCACAGCAAGGAGCUGAUCACCGCCUGGUACAUCGGCUUCCUGUCCCUGAUCCUGGCGUCCUUCCUGGUCUACCUGGUGGAGAAGGACGAUGUCUCCAUGGACGUGUCCAACCCUGACAACCCCACCGCUCAGCCCAAACCGCAGGACUUCGACACCUACGCCGACGCGCUGUGGUGGGGGCUGAUCACGCUGACCACCAUCGGCUACGGGGACAAGACCCCAAAGACCUGGGCCGGGAGGCUGCUCGCCGGCACCUUCGCUCUGAUCGGAGUGUCCUUCUUCGCUCUGCCUGCAGGCAUCCUGGGUUCCGGCUUGGCUCUGAAGGUCCAGGAGCAGCACAGGCAGAAGCACUUUGAGAAGCGCCGGCAUCCGGCCGCCGGGCUCAUCCAGUCUGCCUGGAGAUAUUAUUCCACCAAUCCAAUCAGGGAAGACCUCAUUGCCACGUGGAGAUUUUAUGAAACCAUCAUCUCUUUGCCCUGCUUCAGGAAGGACCACCUGGAGGCCAUCGCGAGCCAAAAACUGAGUUUACUUGAGCGCGUUCGCCUCCCCAAUGCACGGCCAUCGAUUGGGACGGGCAAGAGGCUCACGGGUCACACCGACUCCAUCGAGGAAAGCCCCUCCAAGGAGCCCAAACCGGCCGGCUUCAGUAACCGGGAACGCUUCCGCACCGCCUUCCGCAUGAAGGCCUACACGCUCCGCCAGAGCUCUGAAGAUGGCGGAGCCCUGGCAGAACCAGCCUUAGAGGAGCGGGGCUUCCCCCCGGACAUCCUCAUGGAGGAGAUGAUCCCCACGUUGAAACUGGUCAUCAGGGCGGUCAGGAUCAUGCAAUUCCUCUUGAAUAAGAAGCGGUUUAAGGAAACCUUGAGGCCUUACGAUGUGAAGGACGUGAUCGAGCAGUACUCUGCCGGACACCUGGACAUGCUCUGUAGAAUCAAAUACCUCCAGACAAGGAUUGACAUGAUUCUCGCCCCUGGACCCCUCCUCACCCCCAAACAAAAGAAAACCCCCAAAGCGCCCUUUAACUACCCGGCCAAUCAGUCGCCCAGGCACGAGUCCUACCUGGCCAAAGCCACCUCCAUUCCAGAUGUGGAAGACCUGAGCAUGAUGGGGAGAUUUGUCCGAGUGGAGCGACAGGUGGAGGACAUGGAGAAGAAGUUGGACUUCCUGGUGGACAUGCACAUCCAGCACAGCGAGCACCUGCAGGUGGACUCUGCCGGCGCCGCCCACAUGACCCUGGAGGCCUGCAACCCGACGGGGGCCGGUGAGAUCCGACGGGUUUUCUUCAACUACGCCGAGUCGUUCCCGCACUUGUCGUACCAGAUGCCCGUCGGCAAGAUGAGCGGAGGGAGUGGCGGCGGCGGGGGCCAUCAACCCCCGCCGCCACUCCUCCACCAGCGCCGCCCUCCGGCUGCCGUGCCCACCUACGCCGAGCGCCCCACCGUGUUGCCCAUCAGCUCCCUGCAGGACUUGUCAGCGGGGCCGGGCAGGACCACAGGGGCGCGGGGGGGCGACUCGCCGCUCUCGAUGCUGUCGGUGAUCCCACGAUGAGCUGGAGCGCUCCUGAGCGGUUUCAGCAU
This is a messenger RNA of Gasterosteus aculeatus aculeatus (three-spined stickleback), 2407 nucleotides long. Lineage: Eukaryota; Metazoa; Chordata; Actinopteri; Perciformes; Gasterosteidae. The record is from RefSeq and is a predicted model, not a curated record.